Liolophura sinensis is the source of this 3082-nucleotide messenger RNA. RefSeq names its product phosducin-like protein. The record is from RefSeq and is a predicted model, not a curated record. The transcript is spliced from 8 exons. Gene Ontology annotation, biological process: regulation of G protein-coupled receptor signaling pathway. NCBI's taxonomy places the organism in Eukaryota, Metazoa, Mollusca, Polyplacophora, Chitonida, Chitonidae. Bases 75 to 980 code for a protein of 301 amino acids.
CAAAUCACCUAUUUGUUUGAAUGACGCAUCCUUUGUUUGGGUUUGUGGGUUUGUGACAGUGUGAAAUAUCAAGUAUGGCAUUGUCACUGGAUGACAAAUUACUUGGAGAAAAGACACAUUACUAUUGCAGCAGUAGUGAAGAUGAAGCAGAUGACAAUGACCAGAGUGGCGAUGAUGAAAAGCCAGCAGAUUCAAGACAGGCAGUGUUCAUCCCAGAACCAGAACUUAAGGAAUAUGGGGGAACGUCUACAAAUACUGGACCAAAAGGUGUUCUGAAUGAUUGGCGGGAAUUCAAGAAACUUGAAUCUGAGAAGAGAGAGGAAGCUGAAAGGGAGAGGCAGGCACUUCUGAAGAAGUUGUCACUUACUUGCAGGUCCCAUCUUGAUGAUGAAAAGGAAAAAGAGAAAGAUCAGUUGUUUUUGGAACAAAUUGAGAAAGAUUUGGAAGAGUUUGAAGAUGAAUUUAUGAAGGAAUAUCGCCAAAGGAGAAUAGAAGAAAUGAGGAAUGCAUUAAUUGCAGUGCCAAAAUUUGGCAAGUUAUAUUCACUUUCUCCUGGGGAUUUUUCUGACUCAAUAGACAAAGAAAAAGCGAGUGUGACAAUUAUUGUACACCUGUAUGAAGAUGUGCCAGCAUGCGAGAGCAUGAAUACCUGUUUGAUGUGUUUGGCGGAGGAGUAUCCCACUGUCAAGUUUUGUAAGAUGAAGGCUUCUGAGGCAAAACUCAGUCUAAAGUUUGCUCUAAGUGGUGUUCCAGCUCUCUUAGUGUAUAAGAACAAGGAACUCAUAGGCAACUUUAUCAGGCUGUCAGAUGAGUUUGGGACGGAUAUAUAUGCCUCAGAUGUGGAGAGUUUCCUAGAUGAGCAUGGCUUUUUACCAAAUAAGGAGUUUGUGAACAGUGCCAUUCGUGACAAAACAACAGGUGAACUUAGAGGAGCCCUUCCCCAGGAUAACGAGAGUGACAGUGAUUAUGACGUGGAUUGACAUUUGCAGCGUGCCCGACUGUCAUACAUGUGCAAUAUCAUUUUAUCACAUUGUACAUAACAUUGAUCAAAUUCACAUGCUUAUAUAUAACAAUGCUACAUGUACACACUUUAUUGUAUUGCUUUUUAUGUGUUUAAUGUACUUGGGAAUCAAGUUAAAAAUUACACAUCUAACUUUUACCCUUCUUUAUAACAAGGAAUGACAAUAAAGUUGUCCUUGAAUACUUGCUGAACUUUUAUCAUAGCACAAGGUUUUAAUGUAUUCCAAGAAUGUUUUCCACUUUAAUGUAUGUAUAUUGCAGUUUUAAUGUGAUUUGUUGUGGUAAGGUCACAGGCUUUGUAGUUUGUACAUGUACCUACACAGAUGUGAGAUUAUGAACUUUGCCCAGUAGGAAAUAUGUUAGAUCUUAUCUAAAGGAGUAGCAAGUGGUAGUACCAUUGCUACCAGGUAACAGUUGACAAUGCUUUUGUGACCCUAGGUAGAGUAUAAUGUUCACUGAAGAUCACUUGUCUUGCACAACAUGGUUCAAAAGUGAGAAACUUCAUCACUAACUUGCAGAGCAUCAGUGAUUUAUGCUGGGUCUUGCCCCAACCAUAUAAAAACUGACUGCCAUUGAGUAACUGAAACAUUCUUGAUUAUGGCAUUAAGCAUUAUCUUCAUCUAGGGUAAGCCUACUGUGUUUGUUAACGUAUUUUUGUCAAGACCACAUUCAGUCCUGUGCUAAAUCAUGUAAUGAUGUACAGUAUCGUUCAUAUUUGCAACAUGUUUAUAGAGGUCAACAUCCGACAACUUUCAAACAGUUCUGUAGUGGUUACCUAGAGAUUUGGGCAACUUAUCACUAUCUAAAGCAUCAGUGUUGAAAGCCUUUGAAUGAAAGAAGCUUUACUUGAUUCAUUUGGCUAGGCUGGUUCAAUGGUAUUUUCACGUAGGUCUUUAAAUAGGGUUAACAUUGAUGUCAUGUAGUAACCAUGUUUCCAAAUUUCAGAUAAGCGUCUUAGUAGUCAAACAUGUUGGAGAUACAUGAAAGUCUUUAUUUACACUUCAUGCAGGUUUGAUUGUAAGCAGACAUGCUGAAUAGCUAGAUCUGAAUUGUGUGACAAUAUUGUCCUGAGAUGCACUUUGGUAGAUCACUGUACCGGUAGUUAAGCCAACCCUUAAAACUUUGAUAUAAUACUCAGUUUGCAGCGAGUUAAAAUUAUGGUAUUUCUCUCAAGAUUUGCUAAGUGUUCCCAAUUAUGUCUUGUACAGUCUGAAAAUAACCAUUUGAUGACUUUCCAAAACUGGCUUUGUGAAAUAGGCCCCAUUGUAAAAGGUCUCAAGAAGAAAACUGUGCUCAGACCCCAUUUCUGAAGGAGGUAUUCUGUCUUCAUGAUUAAGAGCUAGAAGUUCUUAGUAUUUCAUUGGUUAUUUACUUUUCUAUUAUUCCAUCAGAUGUGCCAACAGAAGAAAGAAUAUACAUGUGAAACAUAUUUAUCAAUGUGUACAUAUAUAUAUGGCAUAAGAAGAUGAUGACUGUUGUUUCGAGUACUGCCAAAGGGUAAAAAUAGCAUAGCUGUAAUUCAUGCAUAUUGAUUUUAUCUGUGUCAAAACGGAUAAUCAUUUCUGCUUUUACUGUCCUGAAACAGUAUGCUGAUCAAUAUAUUCAUACAAACUGAAGUAUUCACUGUUCAUUGGUGCAAAGAUAAAGUGCUUUUAUAUCAAUAACAAAGAAUCAUGAUAAAAUAUGAAAGUGCCACAUUAGCAAAUUGUGAAAGAAGUUUCUGUUACCAGAUCAGUGCGUCCUAUCUAGGGUUUUCAGUUGAUAUUUAUUGUACUUUUAGAUUUACAGAAGGAUUCAAUUAUUUCUUUACUAUAUGCAUUUCUAAAUGAAGAGUGAUGGUUCUCACCUCAUUGUUUAAAUAAAGCAUUAGAAUAUCAUGCAUGCUGAGCUGUUAGAGACUUUGGAGUUUAUUUUCUGUGACAAAAUUCCUCAGAUUUGAUGAAAGUAAAAGAUUAAUGCUUUGAUAAACUGUAAGAAUUUAUCGGCUAUAUUGUAUGUUGGCUCAAAAUGUACAUGUAUCAGUAUGAACAGAAUAUGCCUAAAUAAACACUGACUAUAUAAA